AUGAGCGAUAACUCUUCUUUUGAUGCUGAAACCUCCAGCAUAAAUAAUUCAGACAAAGAAAUCUCAUCUUCUGAUGAGCAGGCUUCCAGCAAACAAUCUUUCAAUACCUCCAGGUCUAGUCAUUCCAAAACCCAAUCAAAUCAAUCAGUUGAGGAAUAUUCUUCCAGCUCAGACCAAGAUGAGGACGAUGAAACGGCUUCCAAUAAUGAAGAAAGUUCUGUAACAGAUAGAGAAGAGAUCUUCACCUCCGAUGAUUGUUCAGAAAACUCUGGUCCAGAUGAUCCACCAUACUCGUUUAACUCUGAUACCCAAUCCGACUCAUCCAAAAGUGAUUCAGCUCCUCCUGAUACUAGCGAACAACACCAAAAAAACAUAGUUCAAAAUCUACUCUCAACUGGCUACAAAGGUCCACAUAUCUUAAAAAUUCUUUGGGAUGAACAUGGAAUACAGAUGUCUGCUAGAACUCUCAGCUGA
This is a messenger RNA of Puccinia graminis f. sp. tritici CRL 75-36-700-3, 474 nucleotides long. RefSeq lists its product as uncharacterized. The record is from RefSeq and is a predicted model, not a curated record. The transcript has a single exon. Bases 1 to 474 code for a protein of 157 amino acids. NCBI's taxonomy places the organism in Eukaryota, Fungi, Basidiomycota, Pucciniomycetes, Pucciniales, Pucciniaceae.